This is a messenger RNA of Salvelinus namaycush (lake trout), 1115 nucleotides long. RefSeq names its product EH domain-binding protein 1-like. The record is from RefSeq and is a predicted model, not a curated record. Bases 8 to 1009 code for a protein of 333 amino acids. Lineage: Eukaryota; Metazoa; Chordata; Actinopteri; Salmoniformes; Salmonidae. The transcript is spliced from 4 exons.
CGAGGACAUGCAGAGCCUGGCCAGCCUGAUGAGUAUGAAGCAGGCCGAUAUCGGCAACCUGGAUGACUUUGAGGAGGAGGACGAGGAGAAUGAGGAGAACAGGGCCAACCAGGAGGAGAAGGCUGCUAAGAUCACAGAGCUGAUCAGUAAGCUGAACUUCCUGGAGGAGGAUCAGGACACGUCCCCUGCCCUCUGCUCCAAUCCCUUCGAAGAUCCAGCUGAUGAUGUUGGUGACCCCUCCCACCUGGAACACACCAAUCACUUCAAUCCAUUCGGUGACCCGGAUGAUGAUGACACAGGGCCCCCCUCCCUCACCCUCCGACAGGACCCAGAGGCCUACUAUGUCCAAGAACCCUCCAACCCUUUCGACGAGGACGAAGUCAGCACACACUCGCACACAGAGUACAACCCGUUUGACGAGCCCGACCAGGACCCAGACCUAGUCCCCGACCCCCAGGGGCCCCAGCAGCCAGAGGCUCCCAAACCCAGGGGGAGGAAGGGGGUCAGGCCGGUGGAUAUGAGCAAGUACCUGUAUGCCGAUACCAACGCGCCUCCAGAGGACCAACUGGAUGAAUCCAACCCGUUCUACGAGCCCCGGACCUCCAGCCCAUCCCGGCCCUCCGGGGGCCCCUCUCCAGACUUCAGUAACCAGAAGAGGAGAGCCCCGCUGCCUCCCAGACCUCCAGGUCCCAGCCUCUCGGCCCCCAACACCUCCAGGGAGGGGGCAGAGAGGGAGAGAUUCAUGGCCAGUGGACCCAGUGCCGUGGCAGCUGUGGUGGGGCGAGAGCUGGCCUCCUCCUCCCCGAAGGUAAGACUCUUUGAAGAGGGUAGUGGCACUAGAGCAGUGGUAUUAAAGAAGUGUGUGUGUGCGUGUGUGUGUGUGUGUGGUUGUUCACAAAGUGUGUGUGUGUGUGUGUGCGUGUGUGUGUGUGGUUGUUCACAAAGUGUGUGUGGUUGUGUAUGCAUGUGCCUCCGUGUGUGUCCAGUCACCUCCAACCUCCUCAUCUGAAUAUAGCUAUUAGUUUAUUGGUCUGUUUGUCUGUUUAUUUAUUUAUUUAAAUUCUUCAUUUCUGCUGGUUGUAAUUAAACGGCUGGUGGUCACACACACAUGAUGA